Cokeromyces recurvatus is the source of this 1374-nucleotide messenger RNA. RefSeq lists its product as uncharacterized. The record is from RefSeq and is a predicted model, not a curated record. The coding region runs from base 1 to 1374 and encodes 457 amino acids. NCBI's taxonomy places the organism in Eukaryota, Fungi, Mucoromycota, Mucoromycetes, Mucorales, Mucoraceae. The transcript is spliced from 5 exons.
AUGCACAGAGACAUGUAUAUAGUGACAGAUAAUCUAACGAUUGACACAAAAGUAUACCAAAAGAUAGCUACUAUCUCCAUUAAACAUAGCCAUAUUCACCGCGAGAUACGAUGCUUAAUUGUAGAUGUAUACAUUUAUUCCGACAUGAGAACAAAAAGAAGAAUAAGCAAUGAUGUUCAAUGGUGUAUUGAUAACGAAGAGACUGUGUCAGCGCGAACUUUUGCAGAGCACUUUGGUUUCAUAGACAGACAUUACACAACUUCUAGGUAUAGAACUAUCAUUACAACUCAUCUUCAAGACUGUCCUCAUCUUUUACAAGAAUAUAACACUUGGAAAAAGUUGGAAGAAUGCAACAUGUUCUGGAACGAACGUAAAUGCAAGAAGGAUCGGUUUACAAUAGGAAAUGCUGUUAUAGAUCAGUUCAAUAUUGUAGCAACUGCGGAGUCAAUCCCUAUGAAUGAAAAUCUAAAUCAAACUAGCUCUCUUGUCUCUGAUAUUCCCAAAACUGACAACAAUGAUAGUGAUGAAGCUCUCACAAAUAGCUUGUUGUUGAAGCUACAGCAACACAGCCGCCAACUUUUGAGCAUAUUUCCCAUAUCCGAGCUAGAUUCACUUUAUGUUGCUUUAAAGAGCAAGCUUGACAAGAACGUCGUAACACAAGAGGAGAAGGAAGAAGAAGUUCUUAUGAAGGUCACAAGAAUUAUUAACAAGGUGGAUAAGAAGAAACUGAGCCGUGAUAAUGCUUCCAUCCAACUAACGAUAUUAGCUAAAGAACAGGAAUACCAUAUUGCAAGAGUGAUCAAGGCUGUAAACAAUUUGCUGCAGAAAAUCCCUUCUCAUGACAUUAAAGACUUGUCAAGUUUAUCAGAAUCAGAACUUUACAAUACCUAUGUUGAUCCGAUUCUUUCAGCAAUUAUUUCUGAUCCUGAAAGGGAAACACUCCUGAGAUGGACAAAUAAGACGGAUGAUGAAACAGAUUAUCGACUAGAUGCAACUAUCACUCGUACCAAGCAAAUGAGCUUUGACCAUAAUCUUGGCCAUGGUGAAGUGAAGAGAUGCGGCAGAAAUGUCCAUGAUUUAGCUCUGGAUUUGUUACGUAUUUUAAUUCUGGCAAAAGAUACCUUGGACUUUUACAAACUUGAUAGUUCCUUUGGUGUACAAAAUUUAAAUCAUAUAUAUACUAUGUUGGAAGUAGAGAGAGUCAAGGUUCCUCGUUCCGUAGUUGACUUGUCUACGUUCUUAAGUUUGAAUAACUUCCAGUGUCUUAUAUAUGUUUGUCGUGUGUUCUGGGCUAACUGCAAAAAGACUGAAAACGAAGCACUCCUCUUGCAACGCCAUAAAACCCAUACUACAAAACUUAUACUAUUUUAUUGA